This is a messenger RNA of Rotaria socialis, 678 nucleotides long. The record is from the annotation of a GenBank genome assembly. NCBI's taxonomy places the organism in Eukaryota, Metazoa, Rotifera, Eurotatoria, Philodinida, Philodinidae.
AUGACUGACAGCGAAUACGUGUAUGAAAUUAUCGACAAUGAAGCAGACGCGCGUUAUUGUGCAAAACUUUUUGCUGAAGAAUUUUCAGCACAUAAUCCUCUCACAGUUUUCGAGCGAGCAACACCGACCUGUCUUUUUGAUGAAUGUUCAUGGCCAUUAACAGAAUUAUUAUUUCCUGAACGUCUGUCAUUUCUUGUACGUCAUCGAUCAACAAUGGAAAUUAUUGGAGCUUUGCUAGCCUGCGAUUUAUAUUUGCAACAUGAAACAGAAUCAGUAUGUGAUACUUCAAAUAGAGUACAUAAUGUACCUCUCGAUGAUUUACUCGAAGAAAUGUGUAAUUUAUUUGUAACACGCGAUUUUGGACAAGAAUUAAAACUCAAUUUGGUUUUAUAUAUAGAAAUGUGUGCUGUUCGUGCUGAAUAUGCUGGUAAAGGUAUCGCUAACCAAUUACGCAAGACAGCAUGUGAUUAUGCACGUGAUCAAAGAGGAUUUCAAUAUGGAUUAGUUCAAGUGACAAAUGAUGCAACGCGGCAUAUUUUUCUAAAUAAAAUGAAUGGAAAAGAAGUAACAAUUAUUGAUCCAACAACAUGGGUUUGGAAAUAUGAAAAUAAUGAACCUAUACGCCCGUACAAAGAUUAUAAAGGUGGUUCAAUACCAAAUAUCCUUGUUAAAUUAUAG